Molecule: messenger RNA, 4976 nt
Organism: Chionomys nivalis (European snow vole)
Lineage: Eukaryota; Metazoa; Chordata; Mammalia; Rodentia; Cricetidae
Gene: Aco1
Product: aconitase 1
Exons: 21
Coding region: 197-2866 (889 amino acids)
Biological process (GO): citrate metabolic process; tricarboxylic acid cycle
Cellular component (GO): mitochondrion; cytosol
Molecular function (GO): 3 iron, 4 sulfur cluster binding; 4 iron, 4 sulfur cluster binding; iron-responsive element binding
Source: RefSeq, a predicted model, not a curated record
CGUGGCGAGACCCAGGCCCCGCCCCUCGGCUGCUGCAGCUGGUUCCGGCCCGGUCACUCACGGUCCCGCCUCGCUGCCGGAGCGUCCGGAGGACCGCUCAACCGGAGGAGCGCCGAGUCGGCCAGGGUCCUUGGUAGCAGCCGGCUGUGUGAUCGCGGAGCCCCACUGUGAGCGGGACACGUGACCAUCAAUAACCAUGAAGAACCCAUUUGCACACCUUGCUGAACCCUUGGACCCUGCACAACCAGGAAAGAGAUUCUUCAAUUUGAAGAAAUUGGAAGACUCACGAUAUGGGCGCCUGCCGUUUUCCAUCAGAGUUCUCCUGGAGGCCGCCAUUCGGAACUGCGAUGAGUUUCUGGUGAAGAAGAAUGACAUUGAAAACAUCCUGAACUGGAAUGUCAUGCAGCACAAGAACAUAGAAGUGCCCUUUAAACCCGCCCGCGUCAUCCUGCAAGACUUCACGGGUGUGCCAGCUGUGGUUGACUUUGCAGCUAUGCGUGAUGCUGUGAAGAAGCUGGGGGGAAAUCCAGAGAAGAUAAACCCUGUGUGUCCCGCUGACCUUGUAAUUGAUCACUCCAUCCAGGUGGAUUUCAACAGAAGGACAGACAGUUUACAGAAGAAUCAAGACCUGGAAUUUGAAAGAAAUAGAGAACGGUUUGAAUUCUUAAAGUGGGGUUCCCAGGCCUUUUGCAAUAUGCGGAUUAUUCCUCCUGGCUCGGGAAUCAUUCACCAGGUGAAUUUGGAGUAUUUGGCAAGAGUAGUGUUUGAUCAGGAUGGAUGUUAUUACCCAGACAGCCUCGUGGGCACAGAUUCACACACUACCAUGAUUGACGGUCUAGGAGUCCUUGGCUGGGGUGUAGGUGGCAUCGAAGCAGAAGCUGUCAUGCUGGGUCAGCCCAUCAGCAUGGUGCUUCCCCAGGUGAUUGGCUACAGGCUGAUGGGAAAGCCCCACCCUCUGGUAACGUCCACGGACAUCGUGCUCACCAUUACCAAGCACCUCCGGCAAGUUGGUGUUGUGGGCAAAUUUGUGGAGUUUUUCGGGCCAGGAGUAGCCCAGCUGUCCAUCGCUGACCGAGCUACAAUUGCCAACAUGUGCCCAGAGUACGGUGCGACCGCGGCCUUCUUCCCAGUGGAUGAAGUCAGCAUUGCGUACCUGCUGCAGACAGGUCGCGAGGAGGACAGAGUAAAGCACAUUAAGAAGUAUCUGCAGGCUGUAGGCAUGUUUCGAGACUUCAGUGACCCCUCUCAAGACCCAGACUUCACUCAGGUUGUGGAGUUAGAUUUGAAAACAGUUGUGCCUUGCUGCAGUGGACCGAAAAGACCCCAGGACAAAGUUGCUGUGUCUGACAUGAAAAAGGACUUUGAAAGUUGCCUCGGAGCCAAGCAAGGAUUUAAAGGUUUUCAGGUUGCUCCAGACCGUCACAAUGACCAGAAGACAUUUAUCUACAAUAACAGUGAAUUCACUCUUACUCAUGGCUCUGUGGUCAUUGCUGCCAUCACUAGCUGCACAAACACCAGCAAUCCAUCCGUGAUGUUAGGAGCAGGACUGCUAGCAAAGAAAGCUGUGGAGGCGGGACUGAAUGUGAAGCCCUACGUUAAAACUAGCCUGUCUCCUGGAAGUGGCGUGGUCACCUACUACCUUCGAGAGAGUGGAGUCAUGCCUUAUCUGUCCCAGCUAGGGUUUGACGUGGUGGGCUAUGGCUGCAUGACCUGCAUUGGCAACAGCGGACCCCUUCCUGAGCCUGUGGUGGAGGCCAUCACUCAGGGAGACCUCGUAGCUGUUGGAGUGCUUUCUGGGAACAGGAACUUUGAAGGCCGAGUCCAUCCUAACACCCGGGCCAACUACUUAGCGUCUCCCCCGUUGGUAAUAGCGUACGCAAUCGCAGGGACCAUCAGGAUUGACUUUGAGAAAGAGCCUUUGGGAGUGAAUGCACAAGGCCAGCAAGUAUUUCUGAAGGAUAUCUGGCCAACCCGAGAUGAGAUCCAGGCGGUGGAACGGCAGUAUGUCAUCCCUGGGAUGUUUAAGGAGGUCUAUCAGAAAAUAGAGACUGUAAACAAAAGCUGGAACGCCUUAGCGGCCCCCUCAGACAAACUAUACACAUGGAACCCCAAAUCUACAUACAUUAAGUCACCGCCCUUCUUCGAAAACUUGACUCGAGAUCUCCAGCCACCCAAGUCCAUAGUGGAUGCCUAUGUGCUUCUGAAUUUAGGAGACUCGGUCACAACAGACCAUAUCUCUCCGGCGGGGAAUAUUGCGAGAAACAGUCCUGCUGCUCGCUACUUGACCAACAGAGGCCUGACGCCCCGAGAGUUCAACUCUUACGGCUCCCGCCGAGGAAAUGACGCCAUCAUGGCACGGGGGACCUUCGCCAACAUUCGCCUGCUGAACAAGUUUCUGAACAAGCAGGCUCCUCAGACUGUGCAUCUUCCUUCAGGAGAAACCCUUGAUGUGUUUGAUGCUGCUGAGCGGUACCAGCAGGCUGGACUUCCCCUGAUUGUUCUGGCUGGCAAAGAAUACGGUUCAGGCAGCUCCCGAGACUGGGCAGCCAAAGGCCCUUUCCUGCUGGGAAUCAAAGCUGUCCUGGCAGAGAGCUAUGAGCGCAUUCACCGCAGCAACCUGGUCGGGAUGGGGGUGAUCCCCCUUGAGUAUCUGCCCGGUGAGACUGCAGACUCGCUGGGACUCACGGGUCGGGAACGGUACACUAUCGACAUUCCUGAAACCCUUAAGCCGCGCAUGAAGGUUCAGAUAAAGCUGGACACUGGGAAGACCUUCCAGGCUGUGAUGAGGUUCGACACUGACGUGGAGCUCACUUACUUCCGGAACGGAGGCAUCCUGAACUACAUGAUCCGCAAGAUGGCCCAGUAGGAGCUGGUCUCCCAGGAGACCUGCCCCGUGGGUGCCAGAGACAGCGAGGUACCAAGCCCCAGCAGCUGAGGCCUGGUAAAGCAGCCACCUCUACCUCAUAUGAGGGGAGUGCCAAGAUGAGCAAGUGGGCUCUGCCAAUGCUGGAGGCACCGGGCCAGGACUUUCUACAUUCUUGCUUUGUUCAUCUUUUUAUCCUUUUCUAUAAUUUGGAAUCUAGAAUCAUGGGAAGGUCGGUAGUACCGAAAAGAGAACUAGCUUGUCUCUAAGUUACUGAUCACCGGACAUUGAUUUUUUUCACUCUGACUAAUCAUCAACUGAACACUAGCCAGUAUUCUUAGAAGUAUCUUCUAGCCUUUUUACUGUUCUUCUCUGCUCAGUGAACCUUUCCUCAGAGAGCCCGUUCCUCUAUACUUUACACCAGUGUUAACUGACAUAGGUAAGAACUUCUUCACACUUCAGAUCAUAGCAGUGAUGUCUUCCCCUCCUUCUAGGUGAGCAGAACCCUGGUGGGUAGGUCAGCCAUCAAAGGGGUUUAUGUACAUUUCAAUCAAUGUGAGAAAUCGUCUUGACCAUUUUCAACAUUUGUUGAGAGGGGGGCCUUUGUCUGAAAGUAACUGGGGAGAGAGACAGGAUUUCUAAUUUGAAUAAGAUUAAAUAUAUUUUCAUGAAAAUCUGUCGGCUUUAGAAUUGAGUUCUGUUGGGAAUGUGACCACAGUGCUAUGACCCGGAGAGCCAUAUGAGCCCUGAGACGCCUUCAUAUCUGCUCCUUCCACCACUGUUUCUGGACCGCAGACACCAAGGGACUGUCAAGGAGCCAGUGUGUGAGCUGCCUGUUGAGAGCAACGGGAAAGAAGAAGGGUCCUUCUUCCUUGGUUGCAGCCCCAGCAAGGAGCAAACCGUGGCCUCUGGGUGCCCUAAAAUCUGUUCACUCAUUUUCACAGCGGGGAUUAUUUCGUGGUGUGCCAUAGACUAUGAAUCAUCCAUCCCCAUCCUGUUCGAGAACAUGUGGGAGCUUGCACAUGCAUAUGCACACACACGCACAUGUGCACACAAACACACACACCUUCUCUGGAAGCUGGCUUGCUGCCGUUUGCUUGGCUCUCAGUGUGAGCCUGGUUUCUUUGGAUGAGAACUAGAGCUGAGGAUGUUACUAUGCUAUGCAUGGCCUGACCCCUGAGCCUGGAUUCCAGACUAGCCAGUGCUUCUGUUAUGGAUUACAAUUUCCACUGGGGGAGGGGUUGCCUUGUGCCUCUGUGGCAGUUUGAAUGCAAUUGGCCCCCAUAAUUCCAGAGGGAGUGGCACUAUUAGGAGGCGUGGCUUUGUUAGAGUGGGCGUGGACUUGUUGGAGGAGGAAAUCUAUCACUGUGGGUGUAGUGUGAAUUCGAAUUGGUUUUAAUAAUAAAAACUGGAGUCAGAUACUGCGGUGAAGACUGAAAGAUCAGAGAAGUAAAGCAGCCAGCCCCUAGUUCUUACCACUCCAAAAUCCUCAGACCCAAGGGGGCAAGAUCCUGUCUCUAUGGAUCCUCAGACUGAAUGCGAUGAGUCCCUGUCUCCUCCUGCCCAACCAAUCCUUUCCUGUCUCCACCUCCCUAGUGCUGGGAUUAAAGGUGUGAGCCACCACCAGCUGACUCUGUUUCUCUUUAAGACUAGAUCAGUAGCCCAGGGUGGCCUUGAAUUUACAGAGACCCACUGGCUCUGAGUGCUGGGAUUAAAGGUGUGUCCACUGCCUGGCCUCUAUGGCUAACUAGUGGCUUAGCUCCGAACUCUUCAGGCAAGCUUUAUUUGUUAGGUCACAAACAAAACAUUACCACACUGGGGGUGGCCUUUGAGUUCUCUUUCUCAAGCUUCCCUCCAUGUGCACAACCUCCUGUUGCCUCUGAAUCAAGACAUAGAACUCUCAGCACCAGCGCUGCAUCUGCCUGCAGGCCACAGUGUUCCCCAUCCUAACAGUAGCAGACCUCUAAAACUGCAAGUGAGCCACCUCGAUUAAAUGCUUUUAUUUGCCAGGCGGUGGUGGCGCAUGCCUUUAAUCCCAGCACUAGGGAGGCAGAGGCAGGCGGAUCUCUGAGUUCAAGGCCAACCUGGUCUACAACAGCUAGUUCCAGGACAG